Molecule: messenger RNA, 1713 nt
Organism: Angiostrongylus costaricensis
Lineage: Eukaryota; Metazoa; Nematoda; Chromadorea; Rhabditida; Metastrongylidae
Source: the annotation of a GenBank genome assembly
AUGAGUGGACGUUUCACUGCUCUUAGAACACUCUACACGCAUCCCAAAGACGUCUAUGACGUCGUGGUCGUUGGCGGUGGUCAUAACGGUCUAACAGCGGCGGCGUACAUGGCUCGUGCUGGAAAACGUGUUUGCCUGCUGGAAAGAAGAACACUGCUAGGAGGAGCAGCAGUUACUGAAGAGAUUGUGCCGAGUUUUAAAUUCUCUCGCGCAUCUUAUCUACUGAGCUUGCUUCGGCCUGUUAUUAUAGAUGACCUCAAACUCAAGGAACAUGGACUCCGCUAUCACGUCAGAAAUCCAUCCUCAUUCACGCCAAUUCGUGAUUCUAAUAAAAGUCUACUGCUUGGAUUGGACAUGAACGAAAACUGCAAGCAAAUAGCAAAGUUUUCUCAACGUGAUGCUGAAAAAUUUCCUAAGUAUGAGCAAUUUAUCGAACGGAUUGUGUACGCUCUCGAGUCACACAUGGACCACGUCCCACACAAUUUUCACGAAAAAUCCAAAUGGAAAUUGCUUAAGAAUAGGUGGAAAAUACGUGAAAUGAUCAAGUCUGGUAAAAAGAGUAUGAUUCCAUUACCAGAGAUGAAACGACUCAUUAAUUUUAUUACAGUACGCCACAUUGGUGCCAACAACGCCGUCGAAUUUUACGAAUUGAUGACAGCUCCAAUCGCAAAGGUAAUGGAAAAGUGGUUCGAGAGCGAUGUGCUGAAGGCGACUCUGGGUACUGAUGGUAUCAUAGGAUUUGCAGCCAGUCCUUACGAUGCCGGAACUGGUUAUGUUCUACUCCACCAUGUUCUGGGAGGACUGGACAAUCGGAGAGGAGCUUGGGGAUAUGUGAUAGGUGGCAUGGGAGAGGUGUCUCAGGCGAUCGCAAAAGCGGCAAGAAAGCAUGGUGCUGAGAUUUUCACUGGUCAGGAAGUGGUAGAGAUCCUUGUAGACCGCGGCAGUGCUAAAGGAGUUCUCCUGUCGAAUGGAAAAGAAGUUCACGCGAAAAUGGUGUUCUCAAACGCUACACCGAAGAUCACCUUCGAGGAUCUGUUGCCUAAAUCCAACCUUCCUCAAGAGUUCCUCAGCGCCGUGCAAUCCAUAGAUUACACUUCACCCGUAACAAAAAUAAAUGUGGCUGUCGCUGAACUGCCUUCAUUUACGUGCAAUCCGAACUCUGGAAAACGACCACUGCCUCAUCAUCAGACGACAAUUCAUAUGAACUGUGAGCACAUGGACACUAUUCACGGCGCGUUCACUGACUUUAUGAAUGGCAAUUGGAGCCGAAGGCCGGUUAUCGAGAUGACAAUUCCGUCAUCGAUCGACCGAUCGUUGGUCGCGGAUGACUCGUCGCAUGUAAUCUCACUGUUCACACAGUACACCCCGUAUCAACUAAAGGAAGGCCAGUGGACGGACGAGACCAAGAAGUGCUACGCCAAACACGUGUUCAGUGAAAUUGACGCCUACGCUCCGAAUUUCUCUUCCUCAGUCAUUGAUUACGAAGUUCUUCCACCACCAGAUAUUGAAAGGAUUUUCGGAUUGACUGGAGGAAAUAUCUUCCACGGCGCCAUGACGCUUGACCAACUCUAUUUCGCCCGUCCCGUACCUCAAUUCAGUAGCUUCCGCACUCCAAUUCGAGAGCUAUAUCUUUGUGGAAGUGGUGCACAUCCAGGCGGAGGAGUGACGGGAGCACCAGGACGACUGGCAGCGCUGACUGCCUUGGAAGAAUAG